AUGAGUUACCACUACGGCGUUCCGCCGUCCCAUUACACCAAAUACUACGGAAACUCGUCGCCGUACAGCAGCGCCGAGUACGUCCACUACGCCCCCCAGUACGAUUCAACACCCAAGAAACACGCGCGAAGGACCAGCUACACGCCCUCCCCUCGAGUGGGAGGCUGGUAUUCGCCUGCGGGCUCACCACCACCCCACCACGACCCCAACGUCCAGUAUUCUGCACCGCGGGAUGAUAUCUAUGUGAGUGAGGCAAGGGGCAAGGCCCGCAACUAUGAGAGCUACAGCACAUUUCCUGGCUCAAGAUAUCAUACCCGUUCAUCAUCGCGCAAGCAGAAUCAGCCCAUCUUUGUCUACGACGAUGACGCUGAAUAUGCACGAGUGCAGGCAAACUACGUCUACCGAGAACCAAAAUCCAAGCCCAAGCACGCGAAGAAGCCAAGCACUGACACCUACUUUUACUAUGGGCAGGAGCAGAUUAUUGACGAACAGCCAAAGCGUUCGAGGGCGCGACGGGCCUCAACCACCUCGAAGCCCACCCCCAAGUCCAAACCCAAACCGACACCGCAGGCAACCGAGGAGGACGCCAUCCGCGCCGGCAUCCCCGCAGGCUACUCUAUCAAGCAUUGGGAUCCUACCGAGCUGCCCAUCAUCUUGCUGGGCAGCGUCUUCGAUGCCAACUCGCUUGGCAAAUGGAUCUACGAUUGGACAGUCUUCCACCACGGUGCCUCUACCCCCAUCGCCGAUAUCGCCGGCGAGCUCUGGCUCCUCCUCAUCAAAUUGGCGGGUAAGAUGAAGCGAGCCGAAGAAUGUAUAGACCGGAUCCGCAACCUGGAGAAACAGGAAACCGUCGAGGAUUUCAUCAUCAGUGGCAAACGCCUUUGGGAGAAGUUCAAGGCACUCCUUAAGGAUUGCGAACACUUCAUGCUCAAGGCCGCCAAACGUGAAGGCUCCAAGACUAUGGGCAAGAAGGCAGGCACCGAGUUUGUCGACUCCAUCUUCGGUCGCGAUCGCCACCUCGAGGCAACAGAGAAGAUCAUGAACCAGAUUCGUCUCUGGAACAUGCGCUUCGAUGUCAACUGCGAGGAGACGUUGCGCAGACCAUCGGUUGCCUAA
Molecule: messenger RNA, 1116 nt
Organism: Fonsecaea erecta
Lineage: Eukaryota; Fungi; Ascomycota; Eurotiomycetes; Chaetothyriales; Herpotrichiellaceae
Exons: 1
Coding region: 1-1116 (371 amino acids)
Source: RefSeq, a predicted model, not a curated record